CAACACUGGAGACAAGAUGGUUCCAUUUCUACUGCUCCUGCCUCUUCUUUGCCCUGCGGUGGCUAGGCUGGUAAAGGACUUUCAUUUUCUCCUUCCACUAAAACUUAACAGCUAGAGAUACUUCCAAAUAGACCUUUAGUUUACUACUAUUGUGAGGUACCACUGUGAAGUUCACUCUUAACUAGUAUUUUCUGUAUUUUCCUCCAGCCAAUGGAGGACUGGGACUCUGGCAAUGUGACUGCAUCUGUAGGGGAGUCAGGGCAAUGCCUUUGUCAUGUGUUUCUACCUGACACCACCUUCCCUUCCGACCGUGUGGAACACAUGCAACAAGUCACCAAGGAUCUGAUGCUGGAAGUGGGAAUCCAGAUAAAUAAGGUACUGUAUUGCACUGUACUGAACACCAUAUGGUGUGAGCCCCAUGAACAGGAUUACAUUCAUAUUGCAUUUACACACCAGGUUUUAGAGUGAUGUUAAAAGUCGCCUACUCCAGUAAAUGGAACAUGUCUCGUAAACCUCAGAGGAGAUGCAUGUGUAUAUUUAACUGAGACCUCAUUCACAGUAUACCCUACUAGAUAUCUUACACCGGGACUAGUACCUGUGUCUCUCUUGCGACAGUUACAAGGGCAAGCUUGUGAUCUUUUUGGCUGAGCUGAGGAACCUGACUAUGAGAGUUGAGAUUGUGGAGAGUGGCCCUGAUAAGUACAUCUAACUGGAUUUCGAGCUUCUCAGGAUCAAGCUGAGAGAGUUUGAAUUGUUGGUGACACAGCUGAAGGAUUCCCUCAACUCCUCCUCGCCUAUGUUCGACAGCCUGUACACAGAGGUAAAUGGGUGAUAGUUAGACAGAUAUAUCGCAAUGACUAUUCAUGUCUGACAGUGGUAUAAUAAAUAAGUGACAGGCAAUAUGAAGCAGGAGCAAGAGGAAUGUUGCUGUGUGGAACGAAUUACUGAUUUGUCCUUUGUACACAUGCAUCCAUAGAUUUGCAACAUGAGCCUGAUUGUGAACCAGUUGGAGAGCUAUGACAAGAGUAACCUGGAGGUGAUCCGUAUUGAGUUUGGAAAACUGCAGAAGAAGCUGGAGGAGUGUCAGAAGAACCAAGAGGAGGGCAUAAACCCAGAUAUUGGUAAGGAGCCUCUUAUGGUAGCAUUGUUGACAGAUUGUAUCAUUAUAUCAAAAGCAGUAGUUUGUGGAUUUGUUUGUCAUAUAUAUUAUCAAUAGCUAUUUAUAUUUCCCCCCAGGUUCCUGCAACCACAAAGGCAUCACCAGUGUAGCGAAGCCAGUGGUCAGCCAACUCAAUGCAGACUUGAAUGCAGGCUACAGAUUUGGGGGGUGGGGAAAAGACUCAAAACCCAAUUGUGGCUUUGAAUCAGUGUAUUGGUAUGGUGCCUAUAGCAGUGCCUCAGUGCAUAACUUUUAUCUUUACUCCGACUAUCAAAGUCUGGUUUUGAGGAAUUCAUUUAAACGACAUGACUUACCAAAUGGAUGGCAGGGUACCGGCAACAAUUACAUUGUUCAUGGUAACACCCUGUAUUACCAGAAAAACAGCCCAUUCAGCAUGGCUAAACUGAAUUUGACCACAUCCAAAUAUGACUACAGAGUAAUUGAAAAGGCCAAUGCAACAUUCUCAUACAGUUUCUCAGCCAAUCACAACAUGGACUUCUCAGCCGAUGAGAAUGGACUGUGGGUAACAUAUGCCACAGAUGAAUCCAAAGGUAAAAUGGUCAUUGCCAAAGUAAACAAGGUUGAAUUUGGUAUAGAGGAUGUAUGGAGCACCGGUGUGUACAAAUCAUUGGUAGGCAAUGCCUUCAUGGUGUGUGGUGUUCUCUAUGCUACCAGACCAGUCCAUGUUCACACAGAGGAGAUCUUCUGCUCUUAUGACACCAAAACAGAGCAGGAGAACUACCUCAGCAUUCCAUUGGAGAAGUUCCAGGAUGAAUAUAUAAACCUGCACUACAACCCUAUUGAUCAGAAACUCUAUAUGUACAACAAGGGCUACUAUGUGUCCUAUAGUGUCAAGUUUAACAAAGACUAGAUUCCCCCUCUGGUCUAUUGUAUCUUGAUUGAUGCGACUGAUAUUACUUUCUGACAGCAUGGGGCUUUGUUGAACAGAUAGAUAUUCAUUACAUUGUCUGAUGCAUUGACUUGCAUUUGAAAAUCACGUCCCUUGAAUUUCUGAAAUAAAAUCAAACUGAAGC
This is a messenger RNA of Coregonus sp. 'balchen', 2193 nucleotides long. The record is from the annotation of a GenBank genome assembly. Lineage: Eukaryota; Metazoa; Chordata; Actinopteri; Salmoniformes; Salmonidae.